Colletotrichum truncatum is the source of this 1803-nucleotide messenger RNA. RefSeq lists its product as uncharacterized. The record is from RefSeq and is a predicted model, not a curated record. NCBI's taxonomy places the organism in Eukaryota, Fungi, Ascomycota, Sordariomycetes, Glomerellales, Glomerellaceae.
AUGGGCCGCUGGGAUAGCGAGUUGAUCCCGUAUCUCCCAGCCUCUGUGAAGGUGUUUGCAUCAGCAGGUGCUGGAUAUGACUGGGCAGAUGUUGAUAUUCUGGCAAAAGCCGGCAUCAUCUAUUGCAAUGGAGCGACAGCUUCUUCCGAAGCUGUGGCGGACAUGGCUCUGUACCACAUCAUCUCGGUCUUUCGAAAUAUGCAAUGGACGAAUACAGCGGCACGGAGCGGUAACCCAGAGAUGUUUCUGGAUGCCCACAGGAACAACAGCGAAACAGCACGUAAUCCAAAAGGGCAUACGCUCGGCAUUGUUGGUCUCGGUAACAUUGGCUACCGAAUAGCACAGAAGGCAUACACAGCUUUUGAUAUGAAAAUUGCAUACGUCGACCCCAUCUCCAAGCCAGCAGGGCAGGAGGCAGCCAUAGGUGCCAGGCGCUACCAUGACCUUGACGCGAUGCUGGCCGUAUCGGAUUGCGUGGUGAUAUCUGCUCCCGGGAGUGCAUUAGGCGGCAGAGCUCUCAUUGACGCAACUCGUCUAGCAAAGAUGAAAGAAGGUUCGCGUUUGGUGAAUGUUGGCCGUGGAAACUUGGUGGAUGAAGAGGCGUUGGCAGAUGCACUGGAAUCAGGCCAUCUUGCGGCGGCUGGCUUGGAUGUCCACAACAAUGAGCCCUACAUUAACCCACGCCUGCUUGCCAUGAGAGACCGAUACAACACGAUGCGACCGCGGGAUAUUACUAGGGCGGUCAUCUCAGCGACCUUAGUCCCUCGGGCUAGCGCUGCUUUCUGCCCUUGGGGAUUUGGAGGUUACGCAGAGCCCUGCGGAGCCGAAAGAAUUGGCGCUGAUGACAAGGUUUGGAUAAACGCCGUCGAAGCCAGCAAUUCAAGCGGGACUUACACUAUGCCUGGAUAUGACGUGUCGAAGCCAUGGCCCGGUACACCCAUGGAUGGAUGGACUCUUUCGAAAACCGGGGUCGACCUUAGCGGCCUACGUCGAGAUGGGAGGCGCGGCAGCCUUUAUUCCGGCCUUGCGGUCGUCUCCUCUGAUAUUAAAAUCAUUGCACCAAAGUCACUCUACGUGCCGAGUACGAAUGCAAGCGAUCAUGGCAGACCGGUAGUCAACGCUCAUCCGGACUGGAUCUUCUGCGCAUGGCGCUGGUACACCGCGCCGUACAAUAACAAGACCCUUUUCACGAACCCUGACAACCUAGAGUUGCCGGAAGACGGCUCCUGUGCCCAGUGGCUCUCCGAUGAAUGCAUAAAGGCUGUGGAGAAGCAAGCGAGCACCGCAUACUGGAUAAAUUCAGAACCAGGAGGGCGAUAUGGUUCUCACCACACCUGUCACGACCUUGAUGUUCCGGACGAGUGUCUAGGGACAAAGUUGGAGAAUAACGAGCCAUUAGUUCCUACCUGGGGAGUGCCUUUGCAGUACCUCAACGGUUCAACAACAUGGCAAGGUGGAUAUGGUCUCGAUGAAAACACCACAGCAGAAGAUAUUAAAGCGAUGUGGUGGGCUCAGACGGUAGAAUAUCAGCCCAUCGUUACCAUGUUUGGGCACAAAACCAACAAAUCACUAUACUCGACGGAUCCCGAGCCUGGUUUCGCAAAGCUGAGUUGCAUAAGAGGUUUGCCGGCAAAAGGACAGAAGUCCAACACCGGAGGCAGUGGAGGAAAUGGAACCACCGGAGAGGAUGGCGGUAAUGAAUCCAGCAACGAUGGAGAUAGCAAGAGCGAAGCAAUUUUAAUAAGCAGUGGGGUUGCCGUACAACUAGCAGCUUUCAUGGUUUUGGCAAUCUGGGUUCUAUAA